This is a messenger RNA of Drosophila bipectinata, 1455 nucleotides long. It is a transcript of the gene Sirt2, whose product is annotated as Sirtuin 2. Gene Ontology annotation, cellular component: nucleus. NCBI's taxonomy places the organism in Eukaryota, Metazoa, Arthropoda, Insecta, Diptera, Drosophilidae. The record is from RefSeq and is a predicted model, not a curated record. Gene Ontology annotation, molecular function: histone deacetylase activity, NAD-dependent; NAD+ binding.
UAUCGAUACCUGAGGCAACGGAUUGAUGCGGUUUCAGGUCAAAGGGAAACGUAAACCAAAACAAGACGGAUAUUCUGAAGCUAAUACGCAAUUUACGAUUCUAUAGCCAUCCCAGGCUACGAACUACUACCACCAUGAGCAAAUCCGACAAGAAAAAGGACGAAAAAACAUCACAGGCUACCCAUUUCUCAUCUAGCGACGAAGACGAAGGCGGAGAAGAUAAAGCCACAAUGGAUAUGAUUCGUCGCUUCUUUGCACACACAUUGAAUCUGGGCGGCUCCGUGGACGAAAAAGAAGACCUCAAAGUGGAGAAAGUUAUACCCGACCUGUCCUUUGAGGGCUUUGCCGCUCAUUGGCGAGAGCAUGGUUUCCGGAAAAUAGUGACAAUGGUGGGAGCUGGAAUUUCCACCUCUGCUGGCAUUCCGGACUUUCGGUCGCCUGGUUCAGGGCUGUACAGCAACCUAAAGAAGUACAAAUUGCCGCAUCCAACGGCUAUUUUUGACUUGGAUUACUUUGAGACGAAUCCGGCGCCCUUCUUUGCCUUGGCCAAGGAGCUGUACCCAGGAUCAUUUAUUCCGACACCGGCACACUAUUUCGUCAGACUGCUCGACAAAAAGGGUCUGCUGCAGCGUCACUAUACACAAAACAUCGACACCCUUGAUAGGCUGACGGGUCUGCCCGAGGAGAAGAUUAUAGAGGCGCACGGCAGCUUUCACACCAACCACUGUCUGAAGUGCCGCAAGGAGUACGACAUGGCCUGGAUGAAGACGGAGAUCUUUGCCGAUCGACUUCCCACCUGCAAGGUCUGCAAGGGUGUGGUCAAGCCAGACAUAGUUUUCUUCGGAGAAAACCUUCCCGCGAGUUUCUACGAGAGUCCUGAAGAGGAUUUCCGUGACUGCGAUCUCCUCAUCAUAAUGGGAACUUCGCUGGAGGUUCAACCGUUUGCUUCGCUAGUCCAGCGACCCGGUCCACGAUGCGUUAGGCUCUUGAUCAACCGUGAUGCAGUGGGGCAGGCUAGCUUUGUGCCUUGGAUGAACCCCCAGGAGCAAUCGCUUUCCUAUGGCAAGCCGAACAAUACGAGAGAUGUCGCCUAUUUGGGAGACUGCGACGCCGGAGUAUUGGCCUUGGCCAAAGCGCUUGGAUGGGAUGAUGAGUUGCAGCAACUCAUUGCUAAGGAAAAGGGGAAACUGGUGAAGAAGCAGCCGCAAAGGGAGAGUGGGAAGGGUCAGGAUGAUGAGCCGUCGACUGCGACUAACAAAGCAAAACCACAUUCAGACAAGGAUGAUAAGGCUUCCAGCAGCGGCCGCCACAGUAGGACCUGAGAUUAGUUAGUGCAAUUCGUAGUUAAUUUGUAGUUUCGUUUCCAAGAGUGCAAUUUGUUUACAUGGAUAGAAUAAAGCUGACAAUGCCAUGUGCAGUAUCAAGCUAAGCCGUAACCCGGUGCGCUUCAUUUCA